GCUCUUCUUUAUCAGUAGCAUAUUCCAAACUUCAGUGUUUAAUUCAAAGCGGCAUGGUUUUAUUCUGAAAACUGAUUUUUGUUCACUUCUAAUGUUUGAUUCUUUUUCCCUUCUUGUUUGAACUUUCUUAAUAGUAUAUUUUGCAAAACAUGAUUCUUCCUUUCUCCAUCAUUAUGUUAUAUCAUCAUCCUCUUGCUGUUUAUUGAAUCAUCAUUUGAAUAGUUAAAUUUCGUUUGUCAAAAACCGUUAUAUGGCACUAGUUUUACAGUUAGAUUUGGUUCCUAUUUGACAUGCUCAACCAAAGAUUAGGAGGAGCAACAGUGCAAUCAUAAUAUCGAAAACAAGUAUUUAAACACCAAUGGAAACUGUUGUUUUACUAAUAGUCAUGAACCAUGGAGAGAGCUUUAUUCUACAUGCUAUUGGUAGUUCAAGCAUAACUCAGAUUAUGAAUUAGUUUCCACUUUAGAAGUACAAGAAGUUAAAAGAAAUCUUAUUCAAGAAGAUAAUUAGGUCAUUAUGAUGGAAAACUUGGACCAUAUUAUGCCGAGACAACAUCAUAUAUGAAAUUCAGGAAACCUGGCCCAUACUUGGGAGUCCCUUCACUAAUCUGAGAAUACUAUGAAUUGACUAGAGAGCAAGUGUAACAGAGUAGACAUCCAGAUUAAAUACAGAAGAAUACCCCAUAAGCAUAAUAUCUAUUCUAGAGAAGGUAGCUAAAUGGAUCUUCCACAAAACUAUAGUGUUGCCAAAAUUAUCUCUGGAUGUUGACUAAAUCUUGUCUAGUUGAUCAAUUAAAAGUGCCAAGCCAUAUAGUCCACAGAGUAAUCAGUUAAACCCACCAAGGCCAAUAAUAGUUACAGUCCAAAAUGAUUGUCUAAGGAUUUCAAGUGUCAAUAAAUCUGAACUACAAAGUUUGGCUCUAAUGGACUGUCAAUGCUCAUAAUGACAUAUUCAGCAGUUUAAAACUAAGCCUUGGUUUGGGACCCAUAAUCUACUGUUUAGAAAGAAUUGGACAAGAUCAAAUAUAGCUCAAAAGUUUACUAACAGUGUCAACUAUUUGGAAUUCGAUGAAAAAUUAAAAAGUAAUUUUGUUGAAGCUAGAAGAAUAAAAGGCAACCCAGCAUUGUUGCAAACAAAAAUCUGAUGAUGUACUAAAUGUUACAAUUGUUACCAAGAAGCAACAAACUAAAAUAUCUCAUAACAUAACACAGUAUUUAUUGAAAAUGGGAUUGGUGCCGUCAUAAUGCCCUUCGUUCGCAAUUCUUCUGGAAGGUAUACGUUGGAUCUGGAUUUUGAUUCAGCAAAGGCUCCCUUUUAUCUAUCAUUUAUGCUGCAUUUGUGUUCUGAUGCUGGAGUUGUUGCCUCGGAGAUUAAAACGCACAGAAAGACAAGAUUUUGUGUGCCUGUGGGUUUAGGCCCAGGAUAUCCUUCGUCCUUGGGUGCUUCUGUUUUCGAUGAUGGAAUGGUCAAUUUCUCUUUGUUUUCGAGGAAUGUUGAGAGCGUUGUCCUUUGCCUGUAUGAAGGGAAAAUAGAGGUUCCGUCUUUAGAGAUCGAAUUGGAUCCUUAUGUCAAUCAUAUAGGUGAUAUCUGGCACGUCUCGAUGGAGAGCAUCGUGGACUAUGUGAGCUACGGUUAUCGUUGAAAAGGACCAGCAGAGAAAAGAGGUGGAUUUGAUAUGCAGCAUGUGCUGUUGGAUUCGUAUUGUCAUGAACUGUCGUCGCGCACCCACAGUAACUUCGUUCAAUGAACUGUUCGUCACUUUUGCAUAUAUGUACGGAUUCUUGGCAGCAUGUUUUGCCAUAGUUUUGUGUGCUUUUGCUUGUAAAAAUGUAAGUUCGAACAGGUUGCAGCGUUACAGUGCAACCGCUCACUGCGCCUAGCGAAACAACCCCUAAAUGGCUCCAUUUUCGCAUGCCACGGGCUAUUUCUGCAGCCCGUUGCUGAACGCGAAACGUCAGCCAUCUCAGCACCCUGGAACCACCCGGGUGGCACCAUGGGGGAUGGGGCUUCGAUAUAGUGUCAGGCGUUGAACAGUCUUUCAUAAAUUCGCACGUUAACUUGACAGGGACUUGUCUUUGCGCCCAAUACCCGGUGAACAGCUGUUUGUGGACUUGCAUCUGUUCGUUCAACCUUCUAAUGUCCUUGUUUUUCCUCUUUUCUCUGUUUUCUCUCAUGCACGCAAGUGCUCGCUGAAUUGCUUGUAAAGCUUCUCUUUCCGCGAGACAUCUGGACUUGUCCGUCGCUCAUUCUUCGAACUAAUCAACUUUCUCUUUUACAGGUCCUUCGGGACCUGAGUGAGGUUGCAAAUUGGCUGACCUUUGCGGACGCAUAUCGCAAGGGCGCAUCAUGACUUAGGCAAUCCCAGCUAAGUCCGAGAAGUUGGCACAAGGGCGUUUCGCGACUUAGGCAACUCAAGCUAAGUUUGCAUCUUGGCCACAAGGGUGCUUCACGGCUUAGGCAAUUCCAGCUAAGUCAGUGACAUUGUGGUAUCAGAGCGGGCAAGCAAUUCGAGCAAGCAACGAAGGAACUUUGCAAUUUCGCCAUGGAAAAGCAUCAUGGCGAAUCAAGCAAGACGGGGCAUGUCUGACCCUUGCCCCAAGCAGUCACAGGUGGGCUGCAAGUGCAUACUCACUCUCGUACUGUUGGUGCCACUCAAGAGGAGCGCGGCAACGAACAUGAUGAGCGAGAAGUUGGCUACUCUCCGCGAGCGGAGAAGGUGCAAUCUGGAGCGCCAACUGGGAAAAGGAGCCAUAAGGAGAGACUCACAAACUCGCUUAGAUGUUCUUGGAGCGAGCUUGGAGGAACUCUACUAUGGCCAACAAAGGCUUUCUGGGGUAGAGAGCUCACCAGAAGAAGUUGAAUCCCAGAUCGACAAGGUAGAGGCCCUAGUUGACCGACUGUCAGACGACACCAAAGACUCCGUGCAACAUCUGCACGAAGUUGUGGCGGAACUCACUUCCAGGGUGACCAUGCUCACAAGGGCACUGAAUGUGGGAGGAAGCAACACCCGCAUUGCACAAGAGAAAAGAGAGAGAGGAGGAAAACAAGGACUUUAGAAGGUUGAACGAACAGCUGCAAGUCCACAAACAACUGCUCACCGGGUGCCGGGCGCGACAACAAGUUCCCGUCAAGGUAACGUGCGAACUUGCGAAAGAUUGUUCAACUCCCGACACUAUACCGAAGCCCCAUCCCCUAUGGUGCCACCAAGGUAGUUCCAAGGUGUUGAGAUGGUGUCGGGGACCGAGAGCUGGAUUCUGAUGGCGAUCGGAAGAACUCCCACCAACAUCGCGGUGAUCAAGUACUGGGGGAAGCGCGACGAGGCCCUCAUCCUCCCCGUCAACGACAGCAUCAGCGUCACCCUCGAUCAUGACCAUCUCUCCGCCACCACCACCGUCGCCGUUAGCCCUACCUUCGACAGAGAUCGGAUGUGGCUCAAUGGCAAGGAGAUUCCACUCUCUGGAGAUAGAUUCCAGAGCUGUUUGAGGGAAAUCAGGAAAAUUGCCGAUGAUGUCGGGGAUGAGAAGAAGGGUAACCGUAUCCGGAAGGAUGAUUGGCAGAAAUUGAAUGUCCACAUUGCUUCCUAUAACAACUUCCCCACAGCUGCAGGAUUGGCGUCUACGGCUGCUGGCCUUGCUUGUUUUGUUUUCACUUUAGCAAAGCUAAUGAAUGUGAAGGAAGAUUGUGGAAAGCUUUCAUCCAUUGCGAGGCAAGGGUCAGGCAGUGCAUGUCGCAGUAUGUAUGGUGGUUUUGUCAAAUGGACCAUGGGUAAGGAUGCCUGUGGAAGUGACAGCAUUGCAGUUCAGCUUGCUUCAGAAUCACAUUGGAAUGACCUUGUUAUUAUCAUAGCAGUGGUGAGUUCAAAGCAGAAGGAAACUAGUAGCACCACUGGCAUGCGUGACAGUGUUGAGACAAGUCCGCUCUUACAACAUAGAGCCCAGACUGUUGUCCCAGGUCGUAUUUUGCAGAUGGAAGAAGCUAUCAGAAAUCGUGAUUUUGCAUCUUUUGCUAGGUUGACUUGUGCAGACAGUAAUCAGUUUCAUGCUGUUUGCUUGGAUACUAGCCCCCCUAUAUUCUACAUGAAUGAUACAUCACACAGGAUAAUCAGUCUUGUUGAAAGAUGGAACAGGUCUGAAGGAACACCACAGGCAGCCUACACUUUCGACGCGGGACCCAACGCCGUCUUGAUUGCACCAAACAGAAAAUCCGCUGGUCUUCUGCUUCAGCGCCUGCUAUUCUGCUUCCCGCCACCAGCAGACAAUGAAUUGACUAGUUAUGUAAUAGGAGACAAAUCAAUUCUGCAUGAAGCUGGUCUACAGUCCAUGAAAGAUGUUGAAGCCCUGCCACCACCACCUGAGAGCAAGGACAAGUAUCCAUCUCAAAAGUUCCCCGGCAAGGUCAGCUAUUUCAUCUGCACCAGGCUUGGGAGUGGACCAAGGGUGCUCACUGAUGAAAGUCUAGCUCUGCUAAGUCCCACUACUGGACUCCCAAAGUUAGUUUGCUUACAAGAGAACAUGAUGGUCAUUGGAACUACUUUGUGAGAGAUGCUCCCUUUAUUAUUCUUGGGUUUUGCCGGAAUAUCUUAGUAUGAUCCUUUUUGGAUCGUUCCUCUCUCUCUUUUUGCUUUCGGAAGAAUCUAUGCUUUUAUUUUAUGUGAGGAUUGACGGACUUCUUGCACUAGCUAUUUCUCUGCAUAUGGUGAGGUCAAGAUAUAAACAAGUUGCUCAGGUUUUGCUUUC
Musa acuminata AAA Group (dessert banana) is the source of this 4736-nucleotide messenger RNA. Its product is annotated as diphosphomevalonate decarboxylase MVD2, peroxisomal-like. Lineage: Eukaryota; Viridiplantae; Streptophyta; Magnoliopsida; Zingiberales; Musaceae. The record is from RefSeq and is a predicted model, not a curated record. Gene Ontology annotation, biological process: isopentenyl diphosphate biosynthetic process, mevalonate pathway; isoprenoid biosynthetic process. Gene Ontology annotation, cellular component: cytosol. Gene Ontology annotation, molecular function: ATP binding; diphosphomevalonate decarboxylase activity. The transcript is spliced from 10 exons. The coding region runs from base 3228 to 4538 and encodes 436 amino acids.